Messenger RNA from Empidonax traillii (willow flycatcher), 5357 nucleotides. It is a transcript of the gene ZSWIM5, whose product is annotated as zinc finger SWIM-type containing 5. The coding region runs from base 16 to 3660 and encodes 1214 amino acids. Gene Ontology annotation, molecular function: zinc ion binding. Gene Ontology annotation, cellular component: Cul2-RING ubiquitin ligase complex. The transcript is spliced from 14 exons. NCBI's taxonomy places the organism in Eukaryota, Metazoa, Chordata, Aves, Passeriformes, Tyrannidae. The record is from RefSeq and is a predicted model, not a curated record.
CAGUCGGUCGCAGCCAUGGCGGAGGGAGGAGAGGGAGAGGAGCUGCUCCGCCCGCCGCUGCCCGCCGGCGCCCCGGGCCCCAAGCGCUUGUGCUCCCGGGCCUGCCCGGCGGGGGGCACCGGGGCCGUGCACCCCCGUCCCGGGGCGGCGGGGGCCGGCUCGGCGGGGCCGGGCGCGGGGGCCAGCGGGGCCGCUCCGGCGCUGCCCGGCUGCUGCCCCGCGGCGGCGGCGGGGCCGGCGGGGGCGGCGGGGCCGGCGGCGGCGGCGGCGGGGCCGGGGGGCGGCGGCGGGGGCGGCGGGACCGGCAGCCUGCUGCAGCCCGAGUCGCUGCUGGACGCGGCGGCCAAGCGGGUGGCGGGGAGCUGGGCCUUCGAGCGGGUGGAGGGCCGCUUCCAGCGCAUCCCCGAGCCCGUCCAGCGCCGCAUCGUCUACUGGAGCUUCCCCCGCAGCGAGCGGCAGAUCUGCAUGUACUCCAGCUUCCAGCCCGGCCGCGCCGCCGCCGCCACCGCCUCCCCCGCCAGCGCCGCCGCGGGGGGACCCUCGGCCGCCGCCGCCCCCGCCCCGGCCGGCGAGGAGAGCCCCGCCGCGGGGCCGCCGCCGCCCGCCACCCCCGCCGCGCCGCAGGGCGAGGGGCUGCCCUUCCGCCGCGGCAUCCGCCUGCUGGAGACCGGCGCGGUGGACAACGUGCUGCAAGUCGGGUUCCACCUCAGCGGGACGGUAACAGAGCCAGCGACUGCAACAGAACCAGAGAUGACCUACAAGGUGGCCAUCAGCUUCGACCGCUGCAAAAUCACCUCAGUGACGUGCGGCUGCGGGAACAAGGACAUUUUUUACUGCGCUCACGUCGUGGCGCUUUCACUGUACAGGAUCCGCAAGCCGGACCAGGUCAAACUCCGUCUUCCCAUCUCAGAGACCCUUUUCCAGAUGAACAGGGACCAGCUCCAGAAGUUUGUUCAGUAUUUGAUCACGGCACACCACACCGAGGUGCUGCCCACCGCCCAGAAGUUGGCUGAUGAGAUCCUGUCGUCCAACUCGGAGAUCAACCAAGUGCAUGGUGCUCCUGACCCCACUGCUGGGGCCAGCAUCGACGAUGAGAACUGCUGGCACUUGGACGAGGAGCAGGUCCGAGAGCAGGUGAAGCUGUUCCUAUCUCAGGGAGGGUACUACGGCUCGGGGAAGCAGCUCAACUCCAUGUUUGCCAAGGUCCGGGAGAUGCUGCGCAUGAGGGACUCCAACGGGGCCAGGAUGCUGACGCUGAUAACAGAGCAGUUCAUGGCUGAUCCUCGGCUUUCCCUCUGGAGGCAGCAGGGGACAGGCAUAACGGAGAAGUGCCGGCAGCUCUGGGAUGAGCUGGGGGCACUGUGGGUGUGUGUGGUGUUAAACCCUCACUGCAAGCUGGAAGAGAAAUCCUGCUGGCUCCGGCAGCUGCGCAAGUGGGGCGAGAUGGACGUCUGUCCCCUGGAAGAUGGCAAUUACGGUAACGAGCUUCCCAACAUCACUAACGCGCUUACGCAGAGCUCCGGUCACAGCCAAGACUCGCUGGCCAGGCCCAGACGAACCGUCUUCACACGGGCCAUCGAGGGCUGUGACCUGCACUGGCAGGACAGCCACCUGCAGCGCAUCAUCAGCAGCGACUUCUACGUGUCCCCCUCCUACCAGCGGGAGGGGGAGAGCCUCCUCUUCAACUCCCAGGGACAGCCGCUGUGGCUGGAACACGUCCCGACAGCCUGUGCUCGGGUGGAUGCCCUGCGCUCCCACGGCUAUCCCAGGGAAGCUCUCCGGCUAACCGUUGCCAUAAUCAACACCCUGCGACUGCAGCAGCAAAGGCAGCUGGAAAUAUAUAAGCAUCAGAAGAAAGAGCUGCUGCAGCGAGGAGCAACAACCAUCACCAACCUGGAGGGCUGGGUAGGCCACCCUCUGAACCCCAUCGGCUGCCUCUUUCUCACCCUGACCGAAGCUUGUAGAUUAGAAGAGGAAAAUUGCCUUGAAAUUUCAGACGCUGGGGACUCCAAACCCCCAGUGUAUCAACAUGUGCCCGUCGUGACCGGCAGCCAAGACAGUGGCGAGUCCUACCUGUCCCUGGCCUUAGAGGUGGCCCUGAUGGGGAUGGGUCAGCAGAGAGUGAUGCCUGAAGGUCUCUAUGCCCAGGACAAGGUGUGCCGCAACGAGGAGCAGAUCAUUGCUCGGCUGCAGGACCUGGAGCUGGACCCGGUGCUGGUGCAGACCCUGCGGAAGCAGUGCAUCUUGCUGCUGGAAGGUGGUCCCUUCAGCGGCUUGGGAGAAGUCAUCCACCGUGAGAGCGUCCCCAUGCACACCUUUGCCAAAUACCUGUUCUCUGCCCUGCUGCCCCACGAUGCAGAUCUGGCAUACAAGCUGGCUUUGCGGGCCAUGAGGUUGCCUGUCCUGGAGACCACAGCACCGUCCGGUGACGUGACUCACCCCCACCACCUGGUGUCGGUGGUGCCCAGCAGGUACCCGCGCUGGUUCACCCUGGGGCACCUGGAGUCACAGCAGUGCGAGCUGGCCUCCACCAUGCUCACGGCAGCCAAAGGGGACAUGCUGCGCCUACGCACGGUGCUGGAGGCCAUCCAGAAGAACAUCCACUCCUCCUCCUUGAUCUUCAAGCUGGCUCAGGAUGCAUUCAAGAUCGCCACGCCAGCUGACAGCAACUCUGACACCACACUGCUCAAUGUGGCUCUGGAACUGGGGCUCCAGGUGAUGCGGAUGACCCUGUCCACCCUCAACUGGCGGCGGCGGGAGAUGGUGAGGUGGCUGGUGACAUGUGCUACCGAAGUAGGGGUGAGGGCCCUGGUGAGCAUCCUGCAGAGCUGGUACUCGCUGUUCACUCCCACGGAAGCCACCAGCAUUGUGGCGGCCACAGUGAUGUCCCACAACACCAUCCUGCGCCUGAGCCUGGACUACCCACAGCGGGAGGAGCUGGCCAGCUGCGCCCGCACCCUGGCCCUGCAGUGUGCCAUGAAGGACCCCCAGAACUGCGCCCUGUCUGCCCUGACCCUCUGUGAGAAGGACCACAUUGCCUUCGAGACUGCCUACCAGAUCGUCAUCGACGCCGCCUCCACCGGCAUGACCUACACCCAGCUCUUCACCAUUGCCCGCUACAUGGAGCACCGGGGCUACCCACUCCGGGCCUUCAAACUGGCCUCGCUGGCCAUGACGCAUCUCAACCUGGCCUACAACCAGGACACGCACCCGGCCAUCAACGACGUGCUCUGGGCCUGCGCCUUGAGCCACUCUCUGGGCAAAAACGAGCUGGCGGCCAUCAUCCCGCUGGUGGUGAAGAGCGUGCACUGUGCCACGGUGCUCUCGGACAUCCUUCGCCGCUGCACCAUGACAGCCCCAGGGCUGGCCGGCAUCCCUGGCCGCAGGAACUCGGGGAAGCUGAUGUCCACCGACAAAGCCCCCCUGCGACAGCUGCUGGACGCGACGAUAAGCGCCUACAUCAACACCACCCACUCCCGACUCACCCACAUCAGCCCGCGGCACUACGGGGAGUUCAUCGAGUUCCUCAGCAAGGCCAGGGAGACCUUCCUCCUGGCGCAGGACGGGCACAUACAGUUCGCCCAGUUCAUUGACAAUCUCAAACAAAUCUACAAAGGCAAGAAAAAACUGAUGCUGCUGGUGCGGGAACGGUUUGGGUGAGCCCCGGCUCCUGCCGUGCUCACUGGCAGGGUCCGCCCACAGCAUGGGGACUCGGGAGAGAAGAAGGAAGGAAAGUGGAGAUCACCUUCCCCCCAUCGGCAGAGGCUGCUCUGUUCUGGUCUUCUGUUUCUUUUUUUUUUUUUCUUUGUUUCCUCUUUUUUUUUUUUUUUUAAUGUUAUUCUUUCUUGGAUUUAACCAUUUCACACACUGAGAGGAUCCAGAGAUUCCUUGGGCACAAACCAAAAGGCAACCACGGGGAAAAAAGGAUGGUUCACCCUGCCCUCCCUUGCCAAUACCAAAAGCUAACCUGGAAAUCUAAUACCUCUUUCCUGAAGGACGCGGUCGCUGGAGGGAUACGAAGGUUGCAAAGUGUAAAAAAAUCUUUAAACUUACAUGGGGAAUUUAACAAAAAAAAAAAAAAAAAAAAAAAAAAAAAAAAAAAAAAAAAAAAAAAAAAAAAAAAAAAAAAAAAAAAAAAAAAAAGAAAAAACACAACAAAAAAAGAACAAAAAAAAAAAAAGGAAAAAAAAAAGCGAGCAAAGAAACCUGCGACACUAGAACCUCAUGCGUCACCAAAAGCGAUGGCUUUGCAGAGUGCUUCUCCCACCCGCCCGAGACAUGCAAACUCCUCUAUUUGUGAAGAUACUUCAAUAAAAACAAGUAAAAGUAACUGUUCUCAGGGAUUGCUUACUAAAAGUAACACAAAAAAAAAAAAAAAGCAUUUAUGAUACUGUAAAUACUAUAGUAUAUGUGUCAAUUAUUAAAUUGUAAAGUUAUAAUUAUUUAUAAUUCUGUCUUUUAUUUGGGGGAUACUUGAAAUUGUUGUGGGCUGGGGCGAUUAUUUUUAUUAUUGCUAUUAUUAUUAUUAUUGUUAUUAUUAUUAUAACUAUUAUUUAAAAAAAACCUACACAAAACCACAGACAAAAAGAGGAGGAGGCACGCGAACGUUUCUCAGGUUCCCAUGGCAUUGUCAGCAGCGAGAAGGGUGUGGGGGGGAGGCGAACUAUCUGCUUGACUCACAGCCCUGGGACAGAUGGACGGACGGACGGACGGAAGGAGGAGCAGCAGCCCAGCGCUGGAGGACAGCGAAGGAAGGGACUCGGGGCGAUGCUCGCUCGGACACACGUGGGGCUGGCGCUGGAGGACGCGAGCCCAUCGCCUGGCACGCAGCGGUCUCCCGGCAGGUGCGGGGUGUGAGGUGCCCGGGUGGGCACCAGGGCCGCCUGGCUCCUGGGGAGAGAGGGGGCAGGUGCAGCCACGUCACCUCCCCGCACCGUUCUGCUUCCCAGCUCCGUGGUGCAGCCAACGCUCGGCCUUUCCCAGCUCACCCCGCACCAAGGGCAGACUCCAGCCCUGGGCCGGUGGCUCUUCGGUUUUGGUUCAUUUCUUUGCCAGCGGGUUGGGAGGGCUGGGGGACCAGGGCCGGUCUGGAUGGUGACUUGUAGUUAGAGAACGUGGGCUAGUUAUCUGCUGUCUGGUUUGACUUUUAAUUUUUUGGCAAGUGACUUGUGUCCGCAAACCGGCCAGGAAACCAAUUGUACUCGGUCUCUGUUGCCACCGAAAUAGCGGUCUUCAACCAGUCUGUUUCUCUCUUUUUUUCCUUCCCUUUUUUUUUUUUUUUUUUUUUUGCGUGCGUGCGUGUAUGUGUGUGUGCGACCUCUUCAUCUGAUGUUUAAUAAUAAAAGGGAUGAACGUUA